AUGAAGGUGUUGUACUAUGUGCUGGCAAUGUCGUGUCUGUGCAUCGAGGGGUCAGGUCAUGGUCAUGUGAGCGAUGCACAUGCGGUGCCAAAGGAGUUCUGCUCUACUUGGAAUCGGAUCAGCUCCCAUCCCGAUCUUGAGUCCUAUCGAGCAUGGAGAGCAGGUGUUGUUGUCACUUUACGCAAGGCUAGGAUUUGCCUCAAGACCUCGAGGUCUUCUGCUGAGUGUCUCAAGUAUCUUGAGCAUGUGAGAGGAGGUUCGGAUCUUCGAGCAGAGAUCGAAGCGAAGAUGAGAGAGGAGCGAGCACAGGUGGCUGAGCAGGAGCGAAAGAUGCAAGAGAUCCAGGAAAGGAAGAGGAAAGAACGAGAACAAGCAACCCAACUCGCUCUGAUCACCCGCGAUGAGGAUGAGGAGGAAGAGGAGGAAUAUCAGAGGUUGACCUUCAAGAGGAGGAGGCAGCUGCCCGAAGUUCUCACCCUCGACAACAUUAUGCAGUUCGCAAACGAAUGUCUCAAGGAUGGCGACGUCGAUGAAGCCAUCGAGUCGUAUCACAAGCUGCUGACCGUUGACCCCACUGACUACACCUCGCUCCUGCAGCUUGCGGUGAUCUACGAGGACAUCCGGCACAACGUCGUCGUGGCUGAAGAAUUUCUCGACCGUGCCACCGAGUCUGAGCCGGACAGACCGGAGGCCUGGAAGCGGUUGGGCUGGUUGAAUGUGCAGCGACGGUCGGAGACGAAUGUGUAUGGAGCAUACGACGAGAGUCUGGUGGAGAGAAGGGACGAGGCCUGCGUUGACUGCUUCUCCCGUGCGGUGAACCUUGCUCCUGCAGACCCUGAAGCGCUCAUGGGCUACGGCAGCGCCUUGUGCUUCGUCAAGAAGGAUAUCAAUGGUGCACAGGAAGUGUAUUCACGAGCCGUGCAGUCCAACCCGAACAACAGAGAGGCGGCCAUCUGCUUCGCGAGGUUCCUGGAGGAUGCGAAACAAGACUAUGGAGGAGCCAAUAUUCUCUACCGACGCGCAUUGCAGCUCGCUCCCGGAGACAACGGCUGCCUGUUCGACUACGCCAUCUUCCUGAGAGACAGGAGGGAUGACAGCGCUUCUGCCCUCAAGAUCUUGAAGAGGCUGAUGAUCCGUGAGCCCGAGUGCAGCAAGUAUCUCAAGGGGGCCGCGGAGACCUACGUCAUGGACGGGAAUUUGGAGGAAGCAGAGGCCGUCUAUGUCACUUCACUUCGAGCCAACCCCAACAACGCGGAAAUCCUCUACGAGUACGGAAAGUUUGUGCAGGACUGCAAGAAUGACAGCAACACGUCGAAGAACUACUUCGUCGCCGCCAUCAGUGUCGAUCCCUCGCACAGCUCAGCCCUGUACGAGCUGGGUGUGAAGAUGCAGGACGAGGACUGGGAGACAGCGGAGAACCUCUUUGGGAGAGCCGUUACCGCCGACCCUGAGAACUCGCAUGCUACCAACGCCCUUGCCAGGAUCUUCCUCGAGCGGAGGAAGGACGCGAGGAUGGCAGAGAAGUACUACAACCGCGCAGCCGACGGCUUCCCCUUCCUCCCGGAGUUUCAGUUCGAGUUUGCGUGUUUUCUGGAGAACGUGAGGAGCGAUCUGGUGGGAGCAGAGGUGAUGUACCUCCGAACCCUCCAGCUCGACCCGGUCCACGUGAAGGCCCUGAUGCACCUGGGAAACAUCCAGUGGCUGUAUCGGAACGACACUGAGGAGGCAGAGGAAUACUACAGGAAGGCGCUGGCGCUGGAGCCUCAAAACCCUGGUGUUCUGAACAACCUGGGGCUGGUGCUGCACCACAAGGCGCUGAGAGAGCAUGCCAACAUCACCAAGGAGACGUACCAUCAGGUGAAGCAGACGUGCGAAGGCUUGUGCCAAGAAGCCGAGAAGAACUUCAAGCUCGCAGUCAGCCUUGAGCCCAACCACGUGGCCAGCCUGACAAGCUACGGCUUCUUUCUCGCGCAAGUGUGGGGCAACGACACUGAGGCAGAGGAGAUGCUGGGGCGAGCCCUCACCCUGCAGCCUCACAGUGUGGACACCAUGAGCAACUUGGCGGUAGUUCACUGCAGCAACGGGCUCCUGAGGAAGGCCGAGGAGAUCCUUCUGCAGGCCAUCUCCCUCGCUCCCUCCCACACCGCCAGCGACAAGAACCUUCGCUUCGUCCGUCGCCUCAUCGACAAGCAGAGGAUCCACCAGCUCACCCAGCGCCACCGCUUGCAGUACCCCAUGGCGCAGUACCCCGUGGCCGAUGGGCGGACUAACCCGGUCCCCAACGUCCCUCUCCCGCAGACGCCGCAGCCUCAAGCUACUCCUUUCGUGCCAUCGCCCGGCAUCCUUCAGCCUGGUGCAGCAGCCCCUGGCAAGUCCCAGCAGUCAUGGCAGCUCGCAGAUGACGUGGCCAUGGCGAAGGCGCGGGUGCUCAACGAGUCGAGAAGAGUGACCGACUUCCCUGGGAGGUCGUGGAAUGUGAAGCAGGAGUACGAAGAUCUCACGAGGUCAAGCAUGAGGCAGGACAAGAGACGGGAGGAAGAGGCCCAGGGGGUCUCGGAAGAGGACCUGUAA
Molecule: messenger RNA, 2571 nt
Organism: Guillardia theta CCMP2712
Lineage: Eukaryota; Cryptophyceae; Pyrenomonadales; Geminigeraceae
Exons: 1
Coding region: 1-2571 (856 amino acids)
Biological process (GO): RNA processing
Molecular function (GO): protein binding
Source: RefSeq, a predicted model, not a curated record